This is a messenger RNA of Dreissena polymorpha, 5702 nucleotides long. RefSeq names its product ATP-binding cassette sub-family C member 5-like. The transcript has 31 exons. The record is from RefSeq and is a predicted model, not a curated record. The coding region runs from base 289 to 4551 and encodes 1420 amino acids. Gene Ontology annotation, biological process: transmembrane transport. Gene Ontology annotation, molecular function: ATP binding; ABC-type transporter activity; ATP hydrolysis activity. Lineage: Eukaryota; Metazoa; Mollusca; Bivalvia; Myida; Dreissenidae. Gene Ontology annotation, cellular component: membrane.
UAGACGAACAAUUGUUUGAUCACUUUUGCAAUCGGAUACGAAAUUAAAUACGGCUUUAAUUAUAUGAUCUUAAAACGUUUUUUUAUGGAAAACUAAAUAGCCUCCAAUAAUAUAUUUAAUUUCAGAUUACAAUUUAUCUAUUGGAAAUUCAUUAAAAUAUUUUAGAUUUUUUUUACAUAUUUUUCGACGGCGAGUUUCGUAAAUAAAUUUUGUUUCAACAGAACAUGCGAAUACCAAUUAACACGUAAUAAACAUACAAAUAAACUAAUCGACGCGAAAACUAUCAAAAUGAAGGAAACCAAUUUAUCCGGCGGUAAACGUUCGUCAAACGAAAGUGUUCUACCGGAAACGAAUGGAAACCCGCGCGUGUCUCUGACCGGAUUCACCAACAUUCUUCUGGACAAAUCGAACCCUGAUAAAAUACUCACCAUUGAAGAAGAAAGGGAGCGAUUAAGAGUUCGUUUCGCGGAAUUACCUUCGAUGAGUUUUGACGGCGGAAAUGUCGGACCCUUUAAACGGAAGUACUCAGAGGCGCUUCAGAUUUUAAAGCCCUUCCGACCCGCAUCAAAGGACGGAAAAAUCCCAAUCAGCAAGGCAGGAUUCUUUUCGUACAUUUUCUUAACGUGGUUCUCUCCGCUAGUUUGGAGAAUGUAUAAACAUCGCGACGUUCCAGUGUCAGAGAGCGAUGUAUGGGAGUGUUCUGACAUGGAGGGAGUCCUAGUGAACACGGAGAGAAUGAAGCUGCUAUGGUCCAAAGAGCUGCACGAUCAUGGUCCGGAGAAGGCAUCGUUUUUGAGGGUGUGGGUCAGAUUCAUAUUCACAAGAUCUGUUGCUAGCCUUAUGAUUCUGGUUGUCAACGCUCUGGUCACGUUCCUCUCCUCGGCUCUGCUGGUGAACAAGGUGCUUCAAUACCUGGAGUCUGCCGAGGACAACCUCCUGUACGGUCUCGGUCUGACGGCGGCCAUAAUGGCCUGUGAGGUGGUGCGCGCAAUCACUUUCGCCAAUAUAAUUGUGUUCAGUGCGCAAACCGGUACACGAUUCCGAUCUGGAUUCAUUGGCAUACUGUAUGAUAAACUCCUGAAGCUGAGAGUCAGCAAAGGAAAGACCAAUUCAGAGAUCAUCAAUGCGUUCAGCGUGGAUUCGUACCGCGUGUACAUCGCCACGUGGACCACCAUCUUUAUCAUUUCCGUGCCCGUCUAUCUCAUCAUCGGCACCGUCUACGCCUACACUCUAAUUGGCUAUUGGUGCUUUGUCUCCGUUGGGACCUUUAUUGUUUGUUACAUGACACAGGUGCAAAUGACCGGCUUAUUGAAAAAGAUGCGAAAGAAAUGCUCACAACAUACCGAUAUGAGGGUUCGACGCAUGGGCGAGAUUCUGAAUAGCAUGAAGUUCAUCAAACUGUAUGCAUGGGAAAAACCGUUUAACGAAGCCAUCAAAAAUGUGAGGAAGUCAGAACAAAAGUACUUGCUAUAUUCUGCUCUUCUGGACGCGGUUGUCGGUGCUAUCAUACCGGUGACGCCGACCAUUGCAUCGGUUGUUACCAUUACGGUCUACACAGCCGCCGGAAACGACUUAAACGCAUCUACUGCCUUUGCUAUCAUCGGAACCAUGAACUUUCUGCGGAUCAUUGUCGCGCUUAUUCCGAUCGGUUUUAGGGCAUACGGAGAAGCGAAAGUAAGCUUUCGAAGGAUAGAGAAAUUGCUAACGUUAGACGAGUUCUCUUCGCCUUCCCCCGACGUCUUUAACAAAGAAAACGCAGUAGAAAUUAAAGCCGCCAAUUUUAUUUGCGAAACAGUUGCAGAUGACGAAGAAACAAAGACAAGGAUAAGAGGUCGCAAAUCAAGCGUUGCAAGCUCAAGAAGAGAAAGUGUCAAUUUAUUCCAGUUGUCGGAUAUAGAACUCGAAGUGAGAAAGGGGCAGCUGAUUGGCAUCUGCGGUUCCGUAGGGUCUGGGAAGUCUUCACUGAUGUCAGCUAUAUUAGGAAGGAUGAUGCUUGCAAAAGGGCAUUUAGCAGUUAGUGGAACGGUAGCAUAUGUUGCCCAGCAGGCGUGGAUAUUUAACGCUUCGAUCAAAGAAAACAUUUUGUUUGGACAAGAAUACAAGACGGAGAGGUACAGCCGAGUUAUCGCAUGCUGCGGACUCGAAACAGACUUUGAUCUUCUAAAAGACGGAGAUGAAACUGAAAUAGGAGAACGGGGAGUUAACCUAAGUGGUGGUCAGAAACAAAGGGUAAAUCUUGCGAGAGCCGUAUACAGCAAAAGUGAUAUCUAUAUAUUGGACGACCCUCUUUCUGCUCUUGAUACGAGGGUCGGUAAACAAAUUUUCAACGAAUGUAUCAAACAAGAGCUUCAUAAAAAGACUGUGAUUUUAGUUACACAUCAGUUGCAGUACCUGAAAGAUUGCGACGAAGUGCUCGUGAUGGAAAAUGGCACAGUGGUCGAAAAAGGUCAUCAUCUGGAGUUGAUGGCAAGCGACGGAAAGUAUUCCGAGAUGUUCAGAAUUUUCAAUCUAACCGAAAUGAAAAGCAGAAAAAUAUACAGUAACAAUGACGGCGCACCGGUGGAAAGUGAAGUCACUGAAAUGAAGAAAGAUAAGAAAGAAAAACCAGCCGAGGAAACUAAUGGCAUCCACAAGCCAAAGGCGAAAGGCAAACUCGUUCAAGCAGAAGAAACAGCUAUUGGCGACGUAGGUGUAAGCACUUAUACCGCUUACAUUCGGGCAGCUGGCGGCUGGUUUGCCGUUCUCGGUGUUAUUUUGUUUUAUUUCCUGUGCUCGGGCUCACUCGUGUUUUCCGAUUAUUGGCUCAGUGCUUGGUUAGGAUCUCUUCCUAAGGGAUCGUAUACAACAAAUACAACCAUGGAGAACAUAUAUAUGAAUACAACGUUAUCUUCUUUGAACACGACGAUGUCAGUAAUUAUAACAAAUAACUCAACAGCUAUGUACGCAAAUGGAAUGGUAAACGAAAGCUUCAUAGGUAGCGAUACUUAUUUCGUCGUUUACAUAUCUUCACUUGCUGGCAUUAUAGUUCUGAUCUUGGUGAAUGGAUUUUGUCAUGCAAAGGUUUCAUUAACAGCAUCCAAAGAAAUGCACGACAAGUGCCUCGAUAGGGUCAUGAAAGCGCCAAUGUCAUUCUUUGAUACCACUCCGACUGGAAGGAUACUGAACAGAUUCUCAAAAGACCUUGACGAAGGCGACGUAUUCAUACCUCAAGUGACCAAUCAACUGGUACGAAUUCUAUCGCUAACAAUCGUGUCAAUAGGUACGGCCACGUACGUGACUCCUUGGUUACUUAUCGCCGUUGUGCCUGUCGUAGCCGUCUUCUACGUCAUGAAACAAGUCUCUACGGUGUCUGUUCGACAAUUGAAAAGACUGGAGAAUAUUACGCGCUCUCCACUAAUUAGCAACGUGAAUGUUACGUCACAAGGUCUGUCAACGAUAGUGGCGUAUAGACAACAGGAUCGUUUCUUCAAACGGUGCGUCAGUUACGGCGACGUGGCCUCGAUGUCGGUCUUUUUAUUCGACGUCAGCAUGCGAUGGAUUGGGCUAAGACUUGAUCUAAUUGCUGGCCUCAUGACUAUGUCCUCAAGUCUGAUUUUUGUUGUCACAAAAGGCUUAAUACCGCCGGCAUCUGCUGGACUCGUGCUUGGACUUUGUGGCAAGACAAUAAGUAUAGUGCAGUUUCUCAUUCGUCUUAUGAAUGAAACAGAAGCACGGUUUACGUCUGUGGAAAGGCUGCACGAAUACACUGUGAAACUUGGGUCCGAGAACCAAGAUGCGAAGAAGAAAGCACCUUCUAAAUGGCCUGAAAAGGGAGCGAUAACCUUUCGCAAUGUAGUCAUGAGGUACAGACCAGAUAUUGACCCCGUUUUGAAGGAUGUCAGUUUUGAGAUUAAGCCAAGGGAGAAAGUUGGCAUUGUCGGAAGAACAGGAGCAGGCAAAUCAUCAUUGGCAACAGUCCUAUUCCGUUUAGUGGAACUUACUGACGGCGUUAUAACAAUCGAUGGCGAGGAUAUCUCUGAGUUGAAUUUGAACAUAAUUCGUUCUAAAAUAUCAACUAUUACACAAGAACCGGUUUUAUUCUCUGGUACCAUCAGGUACAACAUAGACCCAUUCUCUUUGUUUACGGACGAGACUAUAUGGGAAGCGUUGGGGAAAGUCCACAUGAAGGAGAAGAUAAAGCAAUUCAAUCAGGAUCUCGAUACAAUGGUGGAGGAGAACGGAGAAAACUUCUCAGUGGGUGAACGGCAGUUGUUGUGUCUGGCCAGGGCGGUUGUAAGAAGCAGCAAGAUUCUCCUUCUUGACGAGGCCACGGCAAACAUUGACACCUCAACUGACGCGAUGAUCCAGCAGACCAUCCGAGAAUGUUUUGCAGACUGCACGGUCAUCACAAUUGCUCAUCGCCUGAAUACUGUUUUACACAGCGAUAAGAUACUAGUGCUUGAUAGUGGCAAGGUGAUGGAAUGUGGAUCUCCACAAGAACUCUUAUCUAAUCCGUAUUCUUUCUUCAAUGCAAUGGUUACAGCACAGUCAGUGAAAACUCCAUCACCAUAAAGUAGGCACUUAUGCUCAACAUAAGUGCGAGUGAGAAGUGUGGUACACAACUCCAUUAGAAAGCGUGCACAUUUCUAACUGUAUUUCAUGUGGCUGAAUGUGUAUUCACAUUAUAAAAAGGAAAUAGGUUUAAAAUAUUAAGCAAAUCAGUCUGCCAAGUAAGAUGUAACAUUCCCAAUAGAAAGUGGAUAUCUAUCGAGCUGUAUUCCAUGUGGCUUAAUAUGUUAUGCACAAUUAUCUAACUUAUCAUUUUAAAAUUAUCUUAGAAUGAAAAUUUCAAAACAUGUUUGUGCAACCAUUUGUGAAGUUAUUUUGUUUUCAAUUUUAUUUAACAUAAAUAUUAUAUCUUUUUUCUGUUUUCUAUUAUAUUUUCUGCUACUAUUUGCUUUGUAUAUAUAUACGUAUACAAUUAUGUUUAACGCAUGGGCAUUGGCCCUCUUGUUUUAUUGUAAAUUGUAAAAUUGUUUUUAUAUAAACAUGAACACCACAGCAAUGCGAUUAAGCAUUCGAAGCCAAACAAUGUACGGUUAAUUCUUCCUUAAAGAGCAUGACAACAAUCUAAAUCUUCAAGAAAAUUAAAUAAAAUAUCCAUUUGCAUUCAUUAAUAUUUCUGUGAAUCAAUAGUUUUUGGCUGGCGAUGUGGUCUGUUGUUUUGCAACUAAUAUCUUGCUAUAUUAAUGGCGAUGUGCUGUUGGAAUGCGUGCGAAUUAGCACUCUCUCCUUCGGUCACAGCUUAACCUUGUGUAUAUUUGAAAUAUGCAUAGAACAUGGAACUUGUAGUAAAAUACUGACGUUAUUGAAAGUAGUUCGCACGGUUGACAAAGAUUAUCAGUGGCGUAUAUUAUGGAAACUAAUACACCGCUAUUGACUUUAAUCUGAUCUGUCGAUAUACAUGGGCCAAUGGGGCAUUAUUUAUCUAACCCUAUUACUUUAUCACUGAGUGAAUGCUGUAUACCAAGCUCCGAUUUAAAGCAAAAUAUUUUACACAGUAGUGUAUUGUCUAUAGCAAUUAACGAUGCUUUGGUCUUGAGUUAUUUUAUGGGACUUAACCACCAAGAUAUUCAUUCAUGUUUCUUUAGCCAUUUGUUAUUAAAUUGUGCCGUUGCACGAGUAUGUGCUGGGUGAUAUUCAAGUAAACAUUUUUAUUUCUC